Molecule: messenger RNA, 648 nt
Organism: Macadamia integrifolia
Lineage: Eukaryota; Viridiplantae; Streptophyta; Magnoliopsida; Proteales; Proteaceae
Product: probable pectinesterase/pectinesterase inhibitor 41
Exons: 1
Coding region: 1-648 (215 amino acids)
Molecular function (GO): pectinesterase inhibitor activity; pectinesterase activity
Source: RefSeq, a predicted model, not a curated record
AUGGCUGAUAGGCAUUUCUCCUUUGUCUAUUCCACCCUAAUCCUCAUUCUCCUUUCCUGUUGCUUUUCUAUGCCCCUGCCUAAUGUGCCUCAUUCAGAGCCUAUUCCAUCAGAAAUAGUCUGCAAAUCCACCCCUUACCCUGACUUGUGUACAUCCAUGUUCCUAGGUAAUAAGCCACGCAACAUUUUUGACUGUUGCCGGUUUUCUAUACACAAAUCUGUGUCCACAGCAAGGGAGUUGUUGUAUUUGGUUGAUCGGCAUCUUAGAAACAGGUCAUCCUUGUCAAAAAUCGCCAUUCGAGCUCUUGAGGAUUGCCAGCUCCUAGCAGAGCUGAAUAUGGAUUUCUUGUUAAGCUCUUUCAAAACUGUCAAUUCCACGAACUCUCUCGCUAGCUUCCAAACUGACAAUGUCCAGUCCUUGCUUAGUGCCAUAUUAACUAACCAGCAAACUUGCUUAGAUGGCCUUAAGGCUACGCCAAUGGCUUGGAGUGUCAAGAGUGGUCUUUACAACUGUCUUUCUAAUGGAACCAUGAUGUACAGUGUUUCUUUGGCACUCUUUACCCAUGGUUGGGUUCAUGAGAAGAAUAAAGCUAAACCUGGGAGGAACCUCUUCUCUCCUCAAAAUCAUCACUUACCUCUUACAAUGUAG